Vicia faba (fava bean) is the source of this 327-nucleotide messenger RNA. The record is from the annotation of a GenBank genome assembly. NCBI's taxonomy places the organism in Eukaryota, Viridiplantae, Streptophyta, Magnoliopsida, Fabales, Fabaceae.
AUGGCUCCCAAGAAGGAAAAAGCCCCUCCACCGUCCUCCAAGCCAGCCAAAUCUGGUGGUGGCAAGCAGAAGAAGAAGAAGUGGAGCAAAGGAAAGCAAAAGGAGAAGGUGAACAACAUGGUGUUGUUUGAUCAGGGUACCUAUGACAAGCUCCUAACUGAAGCACCUAAAUAUAAGCUCAUCACUCCUUCAGUUCUCUCUGAUCGUUUGAGGGUUAAUGGAUCACUUGCAAGGAGGGCUAUUAGGGACUUAAUGGCAAAAGGUCUAAUCAGGUUGGUAUCUGCCCAUGCAAGUCAGCAGAUUUACACCAGGGCCACCAACACCUAA